AUGGAACACGCCCCAUAUUCUGAACAACAUGUGGAAAAUGUUUACGCUAAACGGAUCGUAUCGCUGGAUCGCACCAUCGACGCGCGGCCAAUCGACGUAACGCCGGCUUCGAGCGAGCGACUCCUGCGCACGGUGUACAGCAACGUCAAAAUCGCAGGACCGCCGCGAUUCAGAGUCGGCGAUCCUGUGCGCGUGAGCAAUUACAAAAUUGUCUUUGCGAAAGGUUAUACUACAAACUGGACCACCGCGGUGUUCCGCGUUAAAAAGGUGCAACAAACUGCACCAGCAACCUAUCUGCCCGAGGAUUAUCGCGGUGAACCAAUAGCCGGCAAAUUCUAUGAGCACGAGUUGCACGCGGGUAAACAUCCGGACGUGUAUCUCGUAGAAAAGGUUCUGCGUCGCCGAGGCAACGAGGUGUUGAUCAAGUGGUUGGGACUAAACAAUUCACACAAUUCCUGGAUAAAUAAGAACAAUGUGAUCUAA
Pseudomyrmex gracilis is the source of this 483-nucleotide messenger RNA. RefSeq lists its product as uncharacterized. Lineage: Eukaryota; Metazoa; Arthropoda; Insecta; Hymenoptera; Formicidae. The record is from RefSeq and is a predicted model, not a curated record. The transcript has 2 exons. Bases 1 to 483 code for a protein of 160 amino acids.